AUGGCUCAGAGAGAUCCUCAGUUCAACCAGCAUGUCCUCGUGGACACAACGCCCAUGCCGGACCACAUCCCCAAGGUGGAGGAGAUUGGCGCCACAUCUGCCCCGCUGAUGAGCGCGGCCUACUUCAUAGGAGAUCGGUGCAAGGCGUACAACGACGACUUCAUGAAGUGCAAGGACGAGGCGAACGGGCGCGGCGAAAUUGAGUGCUUGAAGGAAGGGCGCAAGGUGACCCGCUGCGCUGCUAGUGUUAUCAAGGACAUCAACACGCACUGCUUGCAGCAGUUCACCGCUCACUGGGAGUGUCUUGAGAACAACAACCACUACCUCUUUGAAUGCCGCCGCGCCGAGAUGGCCCUCAACAACUGCAUCUUCGACAAAUUGGGCCUGAAGAAGACCAUCCCCGACUCCCCCCCAAACCAGGUUCCCGUGCACCUGCGUCCUCGGCAGAAGUUCGCCCAGUUCCCGGGCCCGCAGUGGUAA
This is a messenger RNA of Penicillium alfredii, 480 nucleotides long. Its product is annotated as coiled-coil-helix-coiled-coil-helix domain-containing protein. The record is from RefSeq and is a predicted model, not a curated record. NCBI's taxonomy places the organism in Eukaryota, Fungi, Ascomycota, Eurotiomycetes, Eurotiales, Aspergillaceae. Bases 1 to 480 code for a protein of 159 amino acids. The transcript is spliced from 4 exons. Gene Ontology annotation, biological process: mitochondrial electron transport, NADH to ubiquinone.